GCAGGUUCUUGCAGGGCCUUUCAGGGACUGAAACCAGGCAUCCUGCCCCUCCUUCUCCCUGGAGCCGCCCUGUGCCCUCGGGCAUCAUGUCAGGGUGGGGCAAUGGCACCUACAAUGAGUCCUACACCAGCUUCCUCCUAGUGGGCUUCCCAGGGAUACAAGAAGCCAGAGCCCUCCUAGUGCUGCCCUUCCUCAGCCUCUACGUGGUGAUCCUCUUCACCAAUGCCCUGGUCAUCCACACCGUGGCAUCCCAGCAGAUCCUGCACCAGCCCAUGUACCUGCUCAUCGCCCUGCUGCUGGCCGUCAAUGUCUGCACUGCCACCACCGUGCUGCCCGCCAUGCUGUUCAGCUUCUCCACACGCUUCAACCGCAUCUCCCUUCCUCGGUGCCUGGGACAGAUGUUCUGCAUCUACUUUCUGGUUUCUAUGGACUGCAACAUCCUCCUGAUCAUGGCCCUGGAUCGCUAUGUGGCUAUCUGCUAUCUUCUCCGCUACCCAGAGAUAGUGACAAGACAGUUGCUGGCUGGCCUGGUGGGGUUGGCAGUCACCAGGAACACACGCAUCGUUGCUCCCGUGGUGGUGCUGGCCUCCCGAGUGCGCUUCUGCCGCUCAGAUGUGAUCCAUCACUUUGCCUGUGAGCACAUGGCCCUGAUGAAGCUCUCCUGUGGGGACAUCUCCCUGAAUAAGACUGUGGGACUCAUCAUACGCACCAUUAACAGAGUCCUGGAUAUGCUUCUGCUAGGAGCCUCCUAUUCCCACAUCAUCCACGCUGUCUUCAAGAUCUCAUCGGGUGGAGCACGGGCUAAGGCCCUGAACACCUGUGGCUCCCACCUGCUCGUCAUCUUCACUGUCUACUCUUCUACCAUGUCCUCAUCCAUCGUCUACUGCGUGGCCCGUGCUGCCUCCCAAGACACACACAACCUGCUCAGUGCUUUCUACCUGUUUCUCCCAUGUCUGGUCAACCCCAUCAUCUAUGGGGCCAGAACCAAGGAAAUCAGGCAGCACCUGGUGAGGUCAUUCCUGAGUACAGGCCCAUGAGUCUCUUCUGAUAAAUCGCUGUUCACUUUUCAGUGAUCCCGGGCAAGACUGAGGAAGCGGAUACACGGGGACCAACUUGCUACCAUAAUGCUCCCUCUCUUUACUCUGUUUUGUUUCAAUUCAGUUAGUGUACAGAACAAGGUUGCAUCAAGGCAUUCUUAUAACGUGUCAGAGUGCUCUGUUCCCACUCGUCCCCUUUACCCACGGUCCCUCUUUGUGCUCCUUACACCCCACCACCAUCACUGGUUCCCUCCCACCUUCAGAUCCCAUGUGUCCCAUUAUCCCUCUCCAAACUUUCCUCACCUAGCACAGAAACGGGAGAGAGGGGAGUACGCCAGCAGCUCGCU
Molecule: messenger RNA, 1384 nt
Organism: Myodes glareolus (Bank vole)
Lineage: Eukaryota; Metazoa; Chordata; Mammalia; Rodentia; Cricetidae
Source: RefSeq, a predicted model, not a curated record